Messenger RNA from Eimeria tenella, 399 nucleotides. RefSeq lists its product as uncharacterized. Lineage: Eukaryota; Apicomplexa; Conoidasida; Eucoccidiorida; Eimeriidae. The transcript has a single exon. The record is from RefSeq and is a predicted model, not a curated record. Bases 1 to 399 code for a protein of 132 amino acids.
AUGACACCUUUUUUUCCGCAAAUCAAACGUCUUAUCAGCACCACAGAAGUCGCCCAAUUUGCAAAUCACUCUCCAGCAGCAUGUGCAGCCAGCAACAGCGGCACCAGCAACCAGCAGGUGCAGCACCACCGGCGACCAGCAGCAGCAGUGCCAGCAACCACCAGCGGCAGCGCCAGUAACCAGCAGCAACUGCGAGCAUCUGCAAGCAAGAACAAGCAAAGACACAAGCCCAUGGCAGCACGCCUCGGCAGCAGCAAGCAGCAGCAUACGCAGCGGCAGCAAGUUUCAGGUAGCAGCAAGGAACAGCGCCAGCAAGAAGCAGCAGCCGCAAACAGCAGCAACAAGCGGCUGCAGCAGCAAGCUGUAGCAGCAGCAAGCAGCAGCAAGCAGCAGCAGUAG